Molecule: messenger RNA, 1696 nt
Organism: Mytilus trossulus (common blue mussel)
Lineage: Eukaryota; Metazoa; Mollusca; Bivalvia; Mytilida; Mytilidae
Product: sulfotransferase 1C2-like
Exons: 6
Coding region: 84-1043 (319 amino acids)
Biological process (GO): sulfation
Cellular component (GO): cytoplasm
Molecular function (GO): sulfotransferase activity
Source: RefSeq, a predicted model, not a curated record
CUAUACGAUUACUUGAGGUCAAAGGACAGGUCAAGUUGAAUCAUUUUUCAAGGUACAUUCUUUGUAUACGUAGUAUUUGUACAAUGUCUAGCAAAGAGGAGAGGAAAUUAUUUGCUUAUGGACCAAUAACAGAAAAAGAUGAAAUUAUCAACGUCGCCUUACCAGGUGGCGAAGUGUCUGAGUAUCUCCUCACAGAUGAAUAUGAGACCAGGGUAAUUGAUAGAAAGUUUGGAUAUUAUCCUGAUCCGAGGGUAUUAAUACCUCAAACUCAAAACAUGGACGUUUAUGCUGAUGAUAUCUUUGUAUGCGCAUACCCCAAAUGUGGAACCCAUUGGGUGUGGGAAAUGUGCCAGAUGUUGGUAAAAGGCGAAGCUGAAUACCACCAGAAGGCUAAGGAAUCAUGUAUGAUGGAAUUUCAUCUCCCAGAAGAUUACAACGACUUACAGAGACCCAGAAUAUUCAAUACGCAUUUUACACCAAGAUGUUUACCAAAGAAAAUCCGUGAUAAAAAAUGUAAAAUGAUAUUAAUUCUACGUAAUCCGAAAGACAUAUUUACUUCACUGUACCAUCAUAUACUUGUGACGAAAUCGAUGGAUCAAAAUUUUGAUUUUCCCCAAUUUCUGCAAUACACAUUUGAAAAUAAUCGUGAUGUUUGUUCAAAUUGGUUCUUCUACAAUAAGAGAUGGUCAGAGUUUGUUUCAUCUACAGAUCAGCCUGUUCUAAUACUAAAUUACGAAGAUCUUAAAACGAACCUUAUUGAAUGUUUAUCAGAGAUUGGACAGUUCAUUGGUUAUCCAAGGGAUAUAGAGUUACUAAAAGAAAUAGAGGAUAAAUGUACCGUAAGCAAAAUGCGGGAAGCAGAAAAAAGACGAGAUAGUGGAACAGAGGUAUCGACUGGUGAAAGGAUUUCUAAUUUAUAUAGAAAAGGGGUGAUCGGAGACUGGAAAAAUCACUUUACAGUUGCUGAUAAUGAAAGGUUUGAUGCAUUCCUGAAGGAAAACAUGGAAGAAAAACACUCUUUACAAACUUUUAAACAAAAGUAGACUUUUUUUUCGUAUGCAUGUAAUAACUAUGUAUCGUCAGAGUUUUUUUAUCAAGCAAAUAUGGAAAACAAUGUUGUACUUGUUACUAAGUCGUUUUCUUGAGUCAAUGAGAGAAAAAUAUUUCACUAGUACCUAAGUAUUUUUAGUUAAUAGUAUGCUGUCUUACGAAUAAAUGCGUUCCUUAAAUUUUGAGAUUAAAUGUCCAUAGACAUAUUUAUUGUCAAGACAGCAUUAAAUUCAUGAAAUUUUGCAGCUUGGUAUUUAUUGUCCCUUGAAUGUAAAAUGAUAUAUAUUAUUUAUCAUUGAUUGAUAUCAAUGUAAGAAUACUUCAAACUUCUAUAUGCCUUUACAUGUCCUUUUGAAAAUUUGUUAUUAAAAUAUAUGAAUUUUGAUUGAAGUUGUAAGUCAAGAAACAUAAGUCUGUGUUUAAGAUAGUGUAUCAAAACUUAUAAUUGUAUUUUCUAUUUCUGUGUGUUGGAGGUGUAUUACAAGUAAUGUUCAAUAAAACAUUUUGUCGGGUGACAUUUGUGAAUUUAAUACGACCAACUUCACAUUUAAAAAAAGAGUUACCUAUUUGUAUAAUAGUAUUCCGAUAAAUCUUUGUGUAAAUUUAUCUGUUCUAAUCAUAAAAACUCCCUUUUGGUAUGUAGAGA